Parastagonospora nodorum SN15 is the source of this 1938-nucleotide messenger RNA. RefSeq lists its product as hypothetical. The coding region runs from base 1 to 1938 and encodes 645 amino acids. Gene Ontology annotation, molecular function: protein binding. The record is from RefSeq and is a predicted model, not a curated record. Gene Ontology annotation, cellular component: cytosol; peroxisomal membrane. Gene Ontology annotation, biological process: protein import into peroxisome matrix, docking. The transcript is spliced from 2 exons. NCBI's taxonomy places the organism in Eukaryota, Fungi, Ascomycota, Dothideomycetes, Pleosporales, Phaeosphaeriaceae.
AUGUCGUUCCUAGGCGGCGCAGAGUGCUCGACUGGGGCAAAUCCGCUCAGUCAAUUCACCAAGCAUGUGCAAGACGACAAGAGCCUGCAGAGAGACCGCCUGGUCGGGCGAGGGCCAGGCGGCAUGCACGAGAGUAUGCGCAGCCAGCAGAUGGGCGGUGGGUCCGACGGCGUGAGUGUGAAGGCGCUGCAAAUGAUGAACGAGUUCAUGCAGCAGAACGCACAGCUCCCGCAAGGCCCCGGCCCCGCGUCCCCCUUCGCCAUGGAGCAGAUGCGGCGAGAACUAGAGCGGGCACAGCACAGCGCAUCGCCCGCGUGGGCGGCGGAAUUCGACCCGGGCAUGCAGGCACCGCAGAUGGGACCGUCGAUGCAGGAGCGGCCGGCAGGCUUCAACCCCGCCGAAUUUGCAAAGUUCCAGCAGAUGAGCCCCAAUGCGCGGACAGCAAGCCCCGCGGCGGCCGAGCAGCCGUCGAUGAUGGGCUACCAGCGGCCCAUGUACGGCAUGAACUCGGGCAUGGGAAUGGGCAUGGGCAUGGGCAUGGGCAUGGGUGGCAUGGGAAUGGGCAUGAUGCCGCAAAACUACUCGCAGCAGCCCGCGCAGAGCUCGGCCAAGGGCAAGGAGCGCCUGGUCGAGCUCGACGACAAGGACUGGGAGGCGCAUUUUGCCGAGCUCGAGCAGACGGACCAGAACCUCGAUGCGCUGGACGCCGAGGCGAACAAGCACAUUGAAGCGGAGCUGAACGAAAUGGACAGGUCAGUAGAUGAGUUUGGCGACUUCGAGUCCAUCUGGAAGGGCAUCCAAGCUGAGACUGAAUACGCUAGGCAACUCGCCAACGAGGAGAGCUUUGUCGAGGGACACAUGGGCGACUUGGAUCAAUGGGAAGGCUUCGACGGCCUCAACACACACUCGGUGCGCGACCCGGCCAUGGGCGACUACCUGUUCGAGCAAGACAACCUGUUCAGCAACGUCACAAACCCCUUCGACGAGGGCGUCAAGAUCAUGGAGGAAGGCGGGAACCUGUCGCUGGCCGCCCUGGCGUUCGAGGCAGCCGUGCAAAAAGACCCAAACCACAUCGCAGCCUGGACCCGACUGGGCGAGUCGCAGGCACAGAACGAGAAGGAGACGCCUGCAAUCCGCGCCCUCGAGCACGCCCUGAAGCAAGACCCCUCGAACCUAGAAGCCCUCAUGGGUCUCGCCGUGUCUUACACAAACGAAGGCUACGAGUCCACCGCCUACCGCACCCUUGAGCGCUGGCUUGCCACAAAGUACCCCUCCCUCAUCCAGGAGCCUCUCUCGUCCGACGCGGAAAUGGGCUUCACAGACCGGCACCUCCUCCACGAGAAAGUCACCAACCUCUUUAUUCAAGCCGCACAGCUCUCUCCGUCGGGCGAACAGAUGGACCCCGACGUCCAAGUCGGUCUUGGUGUCUUGUUUUAUGGUGUAGAGGAAUACGACAAGGCAGUCGACUGCUUCGGCGCCGCCCUCGCCUCCACCGAGUCUGGCGUCUCAAAUUCUUCGUCGCAAGUUCACCUCCUCUGGAACCGACUCGGCGCUACACUCGCCAACUCCGGACGCAGCGAAGAAGCCAUCGACGCAUACUCGCGGGCCCUUGCACUACGGCCGAACUUCGUACGCGCGCGCUACAAUCUUGGUGUUUCCUGUAUCAACAUCGGCUGCUUCACGGAAGCAGCGCAACAUCUUCUCGGCGCGCUCGCCAUGCAUAAGGUCGUGGAGAAGGAGGGCAAAGAAAAGGCGAGAGAGGUCGUGGGCGAUGGUGUAAGCGAUUCGCAACUUGAUAACAUGAUACACCAAAAUCAGAGCACGAACCUGUACGACACAUUAAGACGGGUGUUCGGACAAAUGGGGCGAAGGGACCUGGCGGAUAUUGUGGGCCCCGGCAUGGAUGUUGAGCGCUUUCGAGGCGAGUUUGAGUUUUGA